Molecule: messenger RNA, 2383 nt
Organism: Neocloeon triangulifer
Lineage: Eukaryota; Metazoa; Arthropoda; Insecta; Ephemeroptera; Baetidae
Gene: Mvb12
Product: multivesicular body subunit 12B
Exons: 8
Coding region: 331-1293 (320 amino acids)
Biological process (GO): viral budding; regulation of epidermal growth factor receptor signaling pathway; virus maturation
Cellular component (GO): ESCRT I complex; late endosome
Source: RefSeq, a predicted model, not a curated record
ACUAAACGGCUGAGAGAUUACAUGCACACUGAAUGGUGUUUGUAUUUGUCGCGUUAUUUAUUUCCGCAGCCGUGACUUGCUGAGAUCGAGGAGCUCGUCGGCCCGAACUUUGGCAUUUUCGCGGGCACGCAAGUUUUCGGGCCGAUUGGGCGAGAGCGGCGGCCCCGAAGAUGCGCUGGACGGGCGCGGUCGGCGCGGAAUUCGGCUGUUAGGCGCCGUCCUUGGCCCUUCAUGCUCGGCCAGCAACCUUCUUCUCAAUAAUAAUUCGGCUACACGCGAGAGCACCGAUUCGACGCCAAGGCCGACGAACGCAAAACGCGCGACAGGUGAAUGUCGCCUAUGCUCAACCUGAUGGACCUCAAAAGCCUGUACAGCGGCCUGCCCGACGACCGACCCAUCACCUCCAUCGGGGUCGUCGAAGAUGCGGAAAAAUGCCCACCAGACUUUUAUGUGGUUUCGCGCACGCACGACCAGGACUCGGACGCCGACCUUUGGAAGGAUGGCUUCUUCGGGCGCAAAGUGACGCGCUACCUGUGCCUCUCCAAGAAACAGGGCCUGCCCGGCUUGUCCGACUACAUUGUCGAGGCGAUAGCCGUGGUCAACGAUAAAGAGGUGCCCCCCGACGGCUACACGCUGUUGCCAAGGACCAUCGACAGUGAACAAAAGGCUUGGAGGAAGAGGCAACUUUGUUACCGACUGUCAAAAAGAAGUUUGGCCAUAACCCUCGUCACUGACGUCAUCAUCCUGAGCAAAAUGAAAAAGUCCCCUGAUGGAUUCUCACUGGCUGGUGAAAUCAAUGGAUUGACUGUCUGCUUCAAAACAGUUCCUAACUCUGUGGUGGCUAAUUCGCCAAAUCCCUCUUUGUCCCUGACCAGCCUCAACUCACCAAACAACAGUGUUUCAAAUUCGAGCGCACCAGCCACUCCUCGGAGAAAGUCAAACGGCCACGCUCCGUCGACACCUGGCAGUGACGACCCCUCUGACGACUAUGUCAGCCUUAAACCGAUCAGGCCACCUCCACCUUUACCUAAUCACGUCUCCCCAGUCAGGACACCGUUGGCCAGACAGUCAUCCAAGGUUGUGGCAGCUGCCAGCAGAACCUACGCAACUCUGGCUGCAUUUCAGGGUCUAGAGGGUGUUCCAUUUGUUAUCAGUCCCAAGUUCAAAUCUAUGGCAGACCCGACCUCGGUACCCCUUCCGUCAGUGAGAGUGUGGAGUGAGUAUGAUAUCGAGAGAGAAUUUUCUUACGACUUCAGGACAGAGAGGCAGACCCAGAUGAACACCAGCUCAUGAGAACUCUGCCUAUUAAUUCCACCUCGAGUCUGCCUUUUAUCCUCGACACUGAUUUUAAGAUCAAAGAAUUCUUCAUUUUUCGUGAAAAUGAUACCUCAUUUAUCAGUAGUAAUAUAUGCAACUUCCCCAUCCUCCUCUCUUUCGGAGAGGCGCCACAAUUGGUAUAAAGAGGUCAGUCCGUCCUUAUGAAAUUUUCCAACCUCUUUUUUUGCAAAGAUGCGCGCGGACUGAAAAUCGCACGAUUUUAGAGUGUAUUUAAUCGGAUUGUGUGGACUGCACCAAUUAUACUUGUAUAUUUUAUAAUCGAUUGGCAAUAAUUAUUGUUAAAGAAAGAUAUGUCCCCUGUUGAGCAACCUGAUUGCCAAAUCCAGCUCAAACUACCAAAACACGCCCGGGUGCUUGUGAUAGAUUUAUUAUGGUUCUUUUUAAACACUGUCCCCAUCGAGUUUGCUUCCCGGUGUAGCUGUAAAAAGUGCAAUUGAUAAUGGAGUUACACUUAAGAAAGUAUGUACACUAUAUGCUUCUCACCGCAGCCAUAUUAUUAGUCUGAUUAGUGUAAAUAUGGAAAAAUUUAUAACACAGACUAACAAAUGCAAGAGUUACACAAUAUCAAAUCGAAUUUUAAUUUAAAACUUAAUAGCAUUAUUAAAGUCUUAAUGAGAAAAUUUAAGGAAAAAUUUUGGGAAAAACUUAAAGACAUUUUUAGUUGAAACGUUUUUAUGCAGCCUAUUUAAUACAGGCGCACUACUUGUGCCAUUUUUUUGUUCUAUUAUUAUCACCACUUUGAUUUGUGGCUUCCAUUUUAUUGUAAAGAUAAUUUAGUUUACACGAAAACUCUUGUGCAGCGCAUAAUUCAUAUUAAUAUAUUAUACUGUGUUAAUCUUAACCUUUUUAUAAUUGUAUUAUGAAAUUUAGUGUCUAUUCUCUCAAAUACAUGCUUCCUGUUUUCUUCCUUCCAUUAACUUUAAUUAAGUGAGUUCCCCCGAGGUUAGUUAGUUGUCCUUGUGAUUUUCCUGACUUUAGGUAUCAAAAUAUGUGAUUUAUUUAUUGUUCAUUUUCUCAAUAAAAGCAUUAUAAAAUAAAGAUUAAA